AUGGAUGGUGAAAUUGCCCAGCGUAGUGGUGAUGAGGCCGACAAGGAGAUGACCCGCCUCUGGCGCACAUGGCGAACCGUUUAUGAGAUGCUGUCAGACCGAGGCUACGAGGUUUCCGACGACGAGCUCCAACUUUCAUUGAUCGAUUUCAAAUACAAAUAUGCUGACCCUAUGGGCUACCCCGACCGCACCAAAAUGAAAAUUCAGGCACGCCCCACUGAGGAGAUGAAGUUGAAAUAUACAGCUCUCCCCAGUAAAUCCAACCCCAACCCCCAGCCCGACUGCGGUACUAUCUACGUUGACUUCUGCCCCGACUCCUCCGGUGUUGGUACCAAGCAAGUGCGCGCAUUCAACCACAUCGUUGACGAGAGCAACUUCCACACCGGUGUCUUCAUCACUCAAACCCCCAUCUCGCCCUCUGCCGUUCGUCUGCUCAGCGGUAUCCCCGGUCGUAUCUGUGAGCACUUCCAGGAGCAGGAUCUGCUGGUCAAUAUCACCCGCCACGAGCUCGUGCCCAAACAUGUCCUCCUCAGCCCUGAGGAGAAGGCGCGUCUGCUUGAGCGAUACCGUUUGAAGGAGAGCCAGCUUCCACGUAUGCAGGUCUCGGACCCCGUAGCCCGUUAUUUGGGAUUGCGUCGUGGUCAAGUUGUGAAGAUCAUCCGCAAGUCAGAGACUGCGGGUCGCUAUGCCAGUUAUCGAUGGGUGAUUUAA
Penicillium verhagenii is the source of this 711-nucleotide messenger RNA. Its product is annotated as DNA-directed RNA polymerase core subunit RPB5. Gene Ontology annotation, cellular component: RNA polymerase II, core complex; RNA polymerase III complex; RNA polymerase I complex. Gene Ontology annotation, biological process: DNA-templated transcription. The transcript has 3 exons. NCBI's taxonomy places the organism in Eukaryota, Fungi, Ascomycota, Eurotiomycetes, Eurotiales, Aspergillaceae. The record is from RefSeq and is a predicted model, not a curated record. The coding region runs from base 1 to 711 and encodes 236 amino acids. Gene Ontology annotation, molecular function: DNA-directed RNA polymerase activity; DNA binding.